AUGCGUGUCAACUUUGGUCGUGUAAUAUCGAGGCUUCGGCCGAACGACGAGACUCGACCGUCGCGCUCCUCUAGAGCGGCUCGGUACGCCGGAUUGCCAGCCGAUGGUUCCGUACAAGGCGAGGACUCCCCUGCUCGCGAAGCUUCCGUCACGACAGAUGAUGCCUCAGUAGAAGCUUUCGACGAUGUGCUGUAUGACGAGACGAAUCCGUAUCGAGUAUGCGCGCGUCUUCUCCCAUGUUUCUGCUGUGAGCCUCGAGGACUAGUGGUCAUAGUCUAUGGCAUGGCAGUACUGGGUGUUGUCCUCGCUGCACUGAUGGUUCUGAAGGAUGCUUCGACAAGCGCUGGCUUUAACGACUCCUGUGACACACCAUUGCCGCUGUGGAUCACCCUAUUCGUGGGCCGACAUGUUUUGAAGGCCAUCUUGGUCGCUGGUGAGUUGCCCUCUUGCUGGGUUUCACGAGCUACUCCAGAUCUCUCAGUUCGCUUCUGGCUAACUCGUCAAGGUGGCCAUGAGCUUGCCUUAUCACGAGUUACUUCAUGGAUUGUCACCUGCAAUCGGACGGGAUACUACAUCUGGAUUCUCGGAUGUUACCUCCUAUGGGUCAGCAAUAUCUGCGACAGGGGUGUGUGGAACUUCGCCAUGGUCAUGUGCCUUAUACAGUUCCUAGUGGUGGCUCUACCUGUUGCUAUACUGUUUCUGGUGAUGUGCUGCUUGCCCUGUCUACUCUGUUUCCUUCCCAUCAUGUUCCCACCUGAUGCCAACCAGAUCGCCACACGUGACGAUAUGGUCCGCCGAAUUCCCAAAACGGAGUACCACAGACUUUUAGAGGAAUCAGGGUCACGAUCACCGAAUGAAGCCGUUGAUGUGCCCGAGAGCUGCCCAAUAUGCCUAUCAGAUUUCAGUGACGAUGAUUCCGUUAUGAUCUUACCGUGCAAUACACGGCACGUCUUCCAUGAGCGGUGUAUUACGCAGUGGCUGGCAGUUUCCCAACUGUGUCCCAUUUGCCGUGCCAAUAUCAGCGAUAUGGUCGACCCCGAGGCAGGAGAAGGCAGCCCCCGUGAUCUCGAGCUUGGGGACAUCCGCUGA
Messenger RNA from Perkinsus marinus ATCC 50983, 1089 nucleotides. RefSeq lists its product as hypothetical. Bases 1 to 1089 code for a protein of 362 amino acids. The transcript is spliced from 8 exons. The record is from RefSeq and is a predicted model, not a curated record. NCBI's taxonomy places the organism in Eukaryota, Perkinsozoa, Perkinsida, Perkinsidae. Gene Ontology annotation, molecular function: zinc ion binding.